UUCCAAAACAAAGUUCAUGACCAAUCGUUUUGACAUGAGAGUCUGUUACUGUUAAAUAAAAACAGGAAAAUUAAAGGGAUAAAGAAACAUGAUUUCUGGUGAUCAAAAGUUAUAUCUAUCUCUUAGUAAUAGACACACACUUGAACGGUCAUUUAGGAAACUUCCUGCACUUCUUUAUCUCCGGGUUAACUUAAUCUUGCAGGGUAAAUGACUAUCUUUGGGAUAAACACUGAAUCUUCUAAUAUGGUCAAUACAUUGACAGAUUUAAAAUUGUACUUAUUAACAUGGAAUGUGGUUGGACGGCCACCGAUAGAAGAUUUAAGAGAGGCUCUUGGUUUAGCAGAGCCUGUAGAUAUUUCUCACAUUCCAGAUUUUUAUGGACUAGCUCUUCAGGAAGUUAGUUGUAAACCUCAAGAUCUUCUUGCUGAAAUGAUUAUAGAAGAUCCUUGGGUUGUUGCUUUUCGAGAUAUUUUACAGAAAUGGGGUUAUGUAAAAUUAAAACAAAUCCGACUUCAAGGCAUGUCAUUAUAUCUCUUCAGCAAACGAGAACAUAUUACAUACAUAAGAGGAUUGCAGACCAGUUAUACUAGGACAGGCUUAGGAGGAAUGUGGGGCAAUAAAGGAGGAGUUACUAUAAGAUUUAAUGCCUAUGGUUGCUCUGUUUGUAUAGUGAAUUGUCACCUUGCUGCUCAUGAUUCUGAAUUACAACAGAGAAUUGAUGAUUAUAAUUCCAUUCUGGAUCAUCAAAAAUUUGUGGAUCCUCAAACAGAAAACAUAAUUACUCAUGAUUACACUUUUUGGUUUGGAGAUUUAAACUUUCGUUUAGAUGAGUUUACGGCUGAAGAAAUAGUGCAUUUAGUUGAAAAGAAAAAUUAUCCUCAGCUGUUGUUAAAGGACCAGCUUCGUAAAGUCAUAAAGCUUGGCCAAGCUUUUUCUGAGUUUACAGAGAGCCCUCCUAUGUUUCCUCCAACCUAUAAAUAUAACAUUGGCAGAAGUGAAUAUGAUAUAUCAAAAAGAAAACCAGCUUGGACUGAUAGAGUUUUAUUUAGGUUUACUCCAAAUGCAUAUGAAAAUGUGACACUAAGUUUAAAGCAAUUACAUUAUGGAUGUCAUGAAAAGUAUGAACAAAGUGACCAUAAACCUGUUACUUCCAGUUUUUUGUUGAAGGUAUUUUCACAUCCUAAAGAAAAAAGAGUAUUCUUUCUUCCUAUUAAGGAUUGGAGAGUGAAUUCAGAUAGUGCAGCUUGGUACACAUUUAGUGAAGGAGCUGAACCUAGCACUUGGGAUUGGAUUGGACUUUUCAGGGCCGAUUAUACAAGCACAGAUGAACAUGUGUGCUAUAUAUGGGCACCUGUUCGACCAUCCAGCAGUACACCAGUUCUUCCUGCAGAUUCAUGCAUCCCAGAGGAACAGAAUGAUUCUCAGGCUAGCUCAUGCCCAGCAACUUCAUUGCGUCAGCAUCAAGGCCCGUGGUACAGAGUUGUUUUUGCAGACCAAACUUUGCUAAUUCCUGGACGUUACCGGCUCUUUUACAUUAGCUCUGAAUUCGAUGACAUUUUAGGUGUGAGUGAGCCAUUUGAAUAUAUUCCCUCGCAUGGUGAUGUUGCAAUUGGUGGUGGUCUAUUCAGUGAUGUGCCUCUGCUGGCGUCUCUGGCUGUUGUCAUAUUUGCAAUGAUUAUGCUUCUCCUCAGAUGUUGACAUGUUUAGUUUCAUGAAUCACACAGAUACACGAGCAAAUCUGAGAAGAUGCAUUUGAAAAGGAAGAAAGGAGUUUCAUUUGAACUUUGUUGGAUCAUCAUUUUAUCAAAAUGGACCAAGUGGAAUUUAAUUUUGUAUAUUAUUAAAAACUUAUAUUUUUUUUAUUGAUAUAUUUUAGACGGUGUAAGGUAUGACUUUGAAUUUGUUAUGCAGUAUUAAUGAUUAAAAGUAAAGUAUAAAUUAUAUUGUUAUACAUUUUUUUAAAUUCUGAGGACUGUUUUUUUUUCUUUCUUUUUAAUAUGCAACCAUUAGGCUUGAAAGUAUAAAUUAUGUUCAUUUUUUAAAAAUUCAGUUUUACUUUUUUUCACAAAUUUUUCAUUUGGCAUUUUUUCCUUUAUAUAAUUUUCCCCCCAUUUAAAUAACCAUAAAAAAAGGUUCCGAUUUAAAACAUUCAUAUUGAUUUUAAAAAUGAAUACAAUAAAUUAUUGACUUCUGAUAUAUGUGGCAUGAUACUUUUUGAGUCUUUUUUAUUGUUGAACUUAAUUGAUCAAAAUUUUAAAAAUAGAGCAGCAAUAAAAACUGUACCAAAUGAAUUUUCUCUAAAAACAUAUUUUUAAAAUAUAUUUGUGGUUGGCAUCAUUUUUUUGGAAGGGCAAUUUUUUAUAAAUCUUUUUUUUGGAAAAAUUGAAAACUAGAUGAAGCUCUCAAAUAAGUAAUUUCGAAUUAUUAUUAUGGUAGCAUAUCAAAUAAUUGAAAUAUUUCUCAUAAACUGAUUCUUUGAUUAUAAUAACCAAUCAGUCAGGUAAUUCUUUUUAAUGAUACCUAAUGUUUCAGAAUUUCAAAUGUAUUUAAAUUGUUUAAAUGUCAUUUGAAAUAUGCCAUAUUCUUUUAGUUAAUGGCUUGUAUUGUCUCAAUGAAAUAAAUUUUUAUUAGCUUAUUUUAAUUAAAAAUUUUAAAAAUGCAUCUUUUUGAAUAGUUCAAUUGAUCAUAAAAUAUGUGUGAC
Molecule: messenger RNA, 2701 nt
Organism: Argiope bruennichi
Lineage: Eukaryota; Metazoa; Arthropoda; Arachnida; Araneae; Araneidae
Product: inositol polyphosphate 5-phosphatase K-like
Exons: 13
Coding region: 208-1698 (496 amino acids)
Biological process (GO): phosphatidylinositol dephosphorylation
Cellular component (GO): plasma membrane; ruffle; cytoplasm
Molecular function (GO): phosphatidylinositol-4,5-bisphosphate 5-phosphatase activity
Source: RefSeq, a predicted model, not a curated record